Anopheles merus is the source of this 2675-nucleotide messenger RNA. RefSeq names its product cryptochrome-1 (gene cry). Lineage: Eukaryota; Metazoa; Arthropoda; Insecta; Diptera; Culicidae. Gene Ontology annotation, molecular function: FAD binding; DNA binding. The record is from RefSeq and is a predicted model, not a curated record. Gene Ontology annotation, biological process: entrainment of circadian clock by photoperiod; circadian regulation of gene expression. Gene Ontology annotation, cellular component: cytoplasm; nucleus. The coding region runs from base 362 to 1999 and encodes 545 amino acids. The transcript has 5 exons.
UGUGCGUGAGUAACAACAGCAACACAAACAACAACACCAGCAGAUAGUGAAAAAACAACACGCACCAUUUGAUAAACCAGUUCACGUUGGGCACCACAUUAUGUGAGCCGUUUUCGCAUUUUUUUCCCACCACACCGUACCACAGGCGCAUUCGACCGUCCGCCAAAGCAGCGCCCGAAUAUCCGGUGAACUAUUCGCGUGUCAGUCAGCUCAUCGUUCCGACAGGUUGUAGGCAGGUUGUCGCCUUUUCGCGCUUGUACAGCUUCCCGUGGAAGGGUUUCUACCUGUGCAAAUAAAUACGCAGUUGCUCGCUGUGGUUCGGCUGGAGGUCCGCUAGGAGGCGCAAGGUGCGUGCGAAACGAUGACGAUCAAUAACAUAUUGUGGUUUCGCCAUGGGCUACGAUUGCACGAUAAUCCAAGCCUGCUGGAAGCGCUCAAAAGCGACUGCGUUAACCAGUCCAGCGAGGCGGUGAAGCUGUUCCCGAUCUUCAUCUUCGAUGGCGAAAGUGCUGGCACGCGCAUCGUCGGCUACAAUCGGAUGAAGUUCCUGCUGGAAUCGUUGGCCGACCUUGACCGACAGUUCCGUGAUCUUGGCGGACAGCUGCUGGUGUUCCGGGGCGACAGCGUCACCGUGCUGCGCCGUCUGUUCGAGGAGCUGAACAUCAAGAAGCUGUGCUACGAGCAGGACUGCGAACCGAUCUGGAAGGAGCGCGACGAUGCGGUGGCCAAGCUGUGCCGAACGAUGGACGUGCGCUGCGUGGAGAACGUGUCGCACACGCUGUGGAACCCGAUCGAGGUGAUACAGACGAAUGGUGACAUCCCACCACUCACGUAUCAGAUGUUUCUGCAUACGGUGAACAUCAUCGGGGAUCCACCGCGCCCGGUCGGUGCACCGAACUUCGAGUACGUGGAGUUUGGGCGCGUUCCGGCCCUGCUCGCCUCCGAGCUGAAGCUCUGCCAGCAGAUGCCAGCGCCGGACGAUUUUGGCAUCCACUACGACGGCAACGCUAGAAUUGCCUUCCAGAAGUGGAUUGGGGGUGAGACGCAUGCCCUCGAGGCGCUCGGCGCUCGGCUAAAGCAGGAGGAGGAAGCGUUCCGCGAGGGCUACUAUCUGCCGACGCAGGCGAAGCCGGAAAUUCUCGGCCCUGCCACGUCCAUGAGUGCGGCCCUGCGAUUCGGCUGCCUGUCCGUGCGCAUGUUCUACUGGUGCGUGCACGAUCUGUUCGCCAAGGUGCAGUCGAACAGCCAGUUCAAGUAUCCGGGCGGGCACCACAUCACCGGGCAGCUGAUUUGGCGCGAGUACUUCUACACGAUGUCGGUGCAGAACCCGCACUACGGCGAGAUGGAGCGCAAUCCGAUCUGCCUGAACAUUCCGUGGUACAAGCCGGAGGACGAUUCGCUCACCCGAUGGAAGGAGGGCCGGACGGGCUUUCCCAUGAUUGAUGCGGCGAUGAGACAGCUGUUGGCGGAAGGUUGGCUGCACCAUAUAUUGCGCAACAUAACCGCGACCUUCCUGACGCGCGGUGGACUGUGGCUAAGCUGGGAGGAAGGAUUGCAACACUUCCUCAAGUAUCUGCUGGACGCAGACUGGUCCGUGUGUGCCGGCAACUGGAUGUGGGUGUCUUCGUCCGCGUUCGAGCGGCUGCUCGACUCUUCCAAGUGCACCUGCCCGAUCGCGCUUGCCCGCCGGCUCGACCCCAAGGGUGACUACGUGAAGCGCUACCUGCCAGAACUGGCCAACUAUCCGGCACAGUUUGUGCACGAACCGUGGAAAGCUUCCCGUGAGCAGCAGAUCGAGUACGGCUGCGUGAUCGGCGAAAAGUAUCCGGCACCCAUGGUCGAUCUAGCGAUCGUUUCGAAGCGAAACGCGCACACCAUGGCCUCGCUAAGGGAGAAGCUGGUCGAUGGUGGUUCCACACCGCCCCAUUGCCGUCCGUCAGACAUUGAAGAAAUUCGCCAGUUCUUCUGGCUGGCGGAUGAUGCCGCUACGGAGGCAUAAGAGCCAGAAGAAGUGUGUGCGAGGACUGGCUGUCUCCGUACCGCAAACCUAUAAUACAGGGACGUGCACUGAGUAACAACCGCUGCUGUGCGCGAUAGAGGACGGAAAAGAAACGAGCCUAAAGUUAACGCGAGCCUUGUAGGUAGGAAACGGAUUGAAGAAGCCAACUAAGGAAAGGGGAAGGUUUUUAAACCAUGAUCACGAAACGGUGUGCUUUCGUCUGUUAUUCAUAUGAAGAUGUUUAUCGAUCGGUGAAAGUGGGAUAUUUUUCUUAAAACAUAGCAACAUACGUGUGGUGUAAGAGUUUGUUUUAAUUCCAUGCAACGCGAAAAAGCAAACAGGAUGAUGCUCUCCAUUGUCGCAUCCUGGCUGUUCUCCAAGAGCUCCGUUUUUGCGUAAAUGCAUCCAUGUUUUAGGUAUAAGAAGAUUGUUUAUGUAUGUGUGCGUAAGCGUGUGUGUGUAUGUGUAAAUAUGCGUUACAUUUUGCAUAAGCCGGACAACUAACGCUCCGGGUCCGGAGUUGAAAGCAGUGUCCCAUUCGAAGUCAGAAGCCAACGACGAUGCCGUCGUUCGUAGUAAUGCAGCGGAGACGAAACUGUUCUCAAUUAAAAAUGUAUACCAAAUGUAUAAUCGUGAAAAAAUCCAAUAAAGCAGAUGCAUUGUUAAUGUAAUGUAA